Petromyzon marinus (sea lamprey) is the source of this 5339-nucleotide messenger RNA. The record is from RefSeq and is a predicted model, not a curated record. Lineage: Eukaryota; Metazoa; Chordata; Hyperoartia; Petromyzontiformes; Petromyzontidae.
ACCACCACCAACGUGAGGCGGCCAUAGGCUUCACUUUGGCAGAUUUCUAUAUUGUGGUGUGUAUAUGUUUUUUAAAACACUCUUUUUGAAAGCUUCAAAAAGUGUUCUAUACGUACACCACGCGCGUCGCAAAGGGGUUUUAGUAGCUUUUUGCAUUGCCCUCUGUUGCUUCGAGGUCCGGGGCAUCGUCGUGAGAGGUUAGGUGUUCGUAAGGGGUUAUUAUUAUAUGCCGAGUUUAGUUUUGUUGAAUAACAAUAAGCGACGCUAACACAGAGUCGACUGUGGAUGCAGUGUUUGUUGGGCAACCGCACUCAUCGGAGGUGAUUAAGUUAAUGCGCACCAAACGCAACCAUUUUCCAUCACGAAGCAACGCCGAAACGCGAAACUUUGCGAGCGUGGCCUGCGACCGAUGGCGUAACCUUGGACUCAGAAGCUGGCGCACCGCUGAGCUGAGCCACAUCUGGGCUCGGAGGCGAGAAGUUUGGCCAUCAAUCAUCCUGUCCCCGGACGCGUAUCGGAGAGCCUCCCUCUCUCACUAUGAGCACCCAGGAGGUGAUGGUGGCUGCCCUGAGGGCAUGUCUGCAGGAGUUGGGGGCAUUGCGAGACGGAGAUGCCACUGUCCCCGUGGGGGCGGCGCUACCUCACGGCAGCGACGAGCCCUUGUCCGAGGAGCUGGUGGCGCUGCUGCAAGACGCUCGGGACAUGAAGUGGCCCUUCGUGCCCGAGCGCUGGCAGUACGUGAACCCAGCGCGGCACGAGGACACGCGAGACCUCAAGGACAUCCUGGCCGGGCAGCUGCCGCAGCUGCUGGGAGCGUUGUGGCGCGCCGUGGCCGAGGACGAUACGCUGGGCGCGGCGUGCGCCUGCCUGGCGCUCGACCGCUCCGCGUACUGGGCGGACGCAUCGGGGCCCCUCCUGCGGGUGGUGCGAGCCCUGCACCGACGGUCGCCCGACACGCCACUCGCCCCGCAGAUUGUCAUCCGCCAGGCGCGCGUCUACGUCAACGACGGUCAGCUUCGAAAAGCCGAAUACAUGUUAAACAACCUUAUUGAGAACAACGGGCAAACAGGGACCUGGGUUUACCACAGCGACCAGGACAGGAUUCUGGUGCAGUCGGUGUGCAUUCAGAUCCGAGGACAGAUCUUCCAGAAGCUCGGAAUGUGGUUGGAGGCAGCAGAUCUGUUCCUCCUGUCCAUUGUGGGAUUUCAGAACUUAGACAUCGCUGACAAAAAGGGGAUAUCCUCAUCGCUGGGGCUGUUGGCCGAAGUUUUGGUUUCCAUGAGCGACUCUGACUACGAGCAGUUGAAGGCAAACACCAAAAAUGUUCCGGCUUCCGUGUGGAAGCAACCGCAUCGGUUACUGGCGGCGGCCGAAGCGGCAAAGCUGUCGGCCGUGUUUGUGGAAUACGUGGCCGGGCUGGUGCUGCUCAACAUGAACCGCUGCGGCACCUGCCUGCUCUCCUACAGCCAGCUCCCGCGCGUGCCCGACGACGCUCGGCGAGCCCGCGCCUCCGCCGCCGCCGCCGCCUUUGAAGUGUGCCUCCUGACGCGCCGGGGCAGGGGGGCGGUCACGGGCCGAACGCCGCUGCACGCCUUUAUUUACGCCGCGUUUAACCUCUCCGUGGCGCGCCGCCUCGCCCGCCCGCCCGGCCUCCCCGCGGGGGGCCGGGUCAGCGCGGGGUUAAGCGCCCACGCGUGCGCGCGGCUCCUGCGCUUGCUGGGCACGGCCGAGGCUGCCGCGCGCCCGGGGAGACGGGGCCCGGCCGCCGCCAGCGCGGCAGCGGCGGAGGAAGAGAUCGACCGGGCGGUUCUGGAGCUGCUGGAAGAGGCGGACGCCGGGAGCGAGAACCGCACGGAGGAUCCCGAUUCCUUCGUGCCCGAUCGCUACAAGGACGCGGAGGCCUACGAGGCCCUCGGGAGGACGGAGGAGUUCGCCGCGGCCUUGCGAGCGAAGGCCUCCUCCCUGUUCCGGACGCUGGAGCAGGGCGAGGAUUUCCGCAGGCCGAGCGACUCGCGAGACGGCGGCGCGGCGGCGGCUCUGUGCAUCACGACGGCGACGACGGAGGCGUGCGCGACGGGCGACCAGGACGCGCGGGGGUGCGCGAAAAAGCCCAUCGCGUCGCUCGUGGGAUACGCGGCGCGCGACGCCCGGUCCGGCAGCGACGGCGGGAGCAGCGGACGGUCGUCGCGCGGUGAGGGCGUCUCCGGCGCCAGCAAGUCGCGGAGCCAGAGCUCCACCGGAUCCUGGGGGGUGGUGCAAAAGUCCGGGAAGCAGUGGAGCCUCGAGUCGCUUCCCGAGCACCGGCCGGCGGCACCCUCACUCGCUGCCAGCGACAGCAGCGGCUCGUUUGUGUUUGUCGAGAAGGGCGGCGGAGACGCCGGCGGCGAUGCCGGUGCCGGGAAGCCGUCGGCGGCGGCGGUGAAGGAAGCGACGGAGAUGGUGGGGGGCCUUCGCGUGUCUCCGGAAGGCUGGGCGUCCUCCGCUGAGGUCGUCGACGCUGCGCUUGCCACGGCUGGCUCGGAGGAGCCGGGACAUGCGUCGGUCGAAGCCGCGGGGCGUGACCGCCGCGAGAUGGCCGCGCCGGACCCGGACGGCACCGUGGACCCCGACCUGGCCACGGAAGACGUCUUCGUUGUCGACGUGUUGGCUCGCGACGGAGCGGGGCGACGGGCUCCACCGAAGUCCGCCGCCGCGGCCGCCACCGUCGACGCCGAAGCCCCCACGGCGGACGACGGAGAUCCGGUCGCCGCGCCGCGACCCCAGCGAGGCUCCGCGCCCGGUGAGCUGGGGGGCCGGGGGUCGAGCGCGAGGGACGUCGACCCGCCGACGGAGGAUGUGCCGAGCACCGCGGACGGCAAUCGCCGUCUCCCGCCCUCUCCGCCGUCUCCCGCCUCGUCGGAGAGGAGCGGCUCGUUCGACCUGCUGGAUUUGGACGCAGAGACGAACGAAGGCGACGGUUCGAACCUCCCGCCGCCGCCGCCGUUGACUCGCGGCCGCCCGGCGGCCCUCGCCGGCGGGGCGUCCGCGCCGGACGACGAGCCGCCCCCGGGCGCUGCCACGGACGUCGACGUGGACCUCCCGACGGCAGAAGACGAAGCGGUCGCGCCGAGGGGAGCGGAAGCCCGGCGCCGCGCGUCGCCGGCCGCGUCUCCCGACAGUGGCUCGUCGUUCGAGGUGGCGACGAGCGACGCGACUACCGACCCGCCGACGGAGGGGCCCGGUGGCCGCGGCGGCGGCGGCUCUGCCGAGCCAUCGAGCGGCUCCUUCGAAGGGUUUCCCCCGGGGGACGCUCCGAGCGCAGCCAACGCGGUCGACUCCACCGCGAGGAGAGCCGCGUUCAGAGCGUCGAGGACGUUCCACGACAAGCCGGGGCGCUCCGGGAGCUCCGGGAGUUCCGGGAGCUCGUUCGAGACGGUCGACUACUCCUUCGUCGACGACGGUCAAGGCCGGUCGAUGCUGCCCGAGGAGGCGGUCAGGGCGGAGGGCGAGCUGUCGCCCAUGGACAUGACCACGGCCGAGCUGAAGAAGAUGCUGGAAGGGAAAGGCCCGAUGCCUCUGGUCGAGGAGAACACGGUUCAUCUGGCGAUGGUGCUGACGUACAACCGGUCGGCGGACCGCUGGGCGGGCCACCACACCCUGCUGCACAUCGGGGCCCGGCUGCAGCUGACUGCCAACGUCCGAGGGCAGCAGCGCGAUGCAUUCUGGGUACAGUACCUUCACCAGGAGCAGGCCUUGGCCCGCUACGUGGGGAAGUGCUACAAGCGCGAGCGGGAGGCGCGCUACUACGUGGACAACGUGGUGCGGCAGGCGACGGCGCAGCACUACGUCACCGAGUUCAAUCAGCGGCUCUUCAAGAAGAAACACCCCACCCAAAUCUACUACAUGCCCGCCACCCUGCUGCUGAUGUUGGAUGACGGCGGACGCGUGCGAGCCUGCAUGAACGCGGAACCCUACAUGGAAGGAUCUUUCGCCAAAAUAACAAACAACUCUGAGGUGUACAAGAGAAACGUCCCCGCGGCACCGUACGCCAUCGCCUUCAGCCACUUCACCUACGACCUGUCCAAGGGAUCGGAGAUCAUCGUUGACCUGCAGGGCUGGACCACGAUGGAUGGCACGGGUCUCAUGUAUCUGACCGAUCCUCUCGUCCACUCUUGGUUCAAAGAUCUGAAUGAUUCGGUGGACUAUGGCCAGAGAGGGUUCCACAAAUUCUGGGACAAGCAGCACGCAGAGUGCAACCACAUCUGUCACGACCUGGACUUAAAGAGACCCCCGCCAGGGCAAUACACCAUGAACUCGUGAACGAAAUUUACCGGACAUAUUGCAACGAUGUGUCACAAAUUUUCGCGAAUCUUCGUGGAGAUUUUAUUCAAGCGUCGAUCUGGGUUUUCUUUCUUUUUUGUCUCUGCUCUGGCGGUGAAUGCAGGGACCAUAGUGGCUGCAGGGUUUACUUUAGACCAGUUUACGUAAGCCAGCUACGUAAAAUAUAACAUCGCGUAUCCGCCGUGAACCAAUUCACCUCCCGCGCCCAGUGCAGUAUCUGUGCACUUUGGUGUACCCGUCAUUUUCUCUAGAUCUUCAUAUAUCCGGCCGUGUCACACGCGGUUAACGUGGCAUCCUCAACCACGCGUAUAUCCACUCGGCUCCAAUGCACAGUGAAGCAUCUUCCCACGUUUGGAGCGGUUUGCACUUCGUCCAGUCACCUGGUUACACGUGGCGUGUAACUGUCAUUUCGUAAAGAUGUUGACAUGUCCGACUUAUUUCACAUGCUCGUCUGCAUGUAUGCAUGUUUAACUCCAUUCGCACCGUACGUAGCCAAACGUGCUAAUCGGUAGGUUUGGGGGAAAGAUAACAAACACGAAAAAGCAGUUUCCGAAGAAAUUAGUUUUCGAUCUAUAUUUAAAAGUGCAUAGCUCCGGUGGCUUCCGAAUAUCAGAAGAGCGUUCCAGACGGCCGCAGAAGCGCACCUGAAAGCGCGCGAUGCCAGUGACCAUCUUUGUUCGAUGGCGAGCCAAGGAUGACCGCCGGAGUUCGCACGAUGAUGGUUUCUGCUCCUUGACGAGAUCAGCAAGGUGUCAUGGUUCAUUUGUUUGUGCAACCUCAUAACCCAUAACUCAGUUCCCCGCGGGUCGGAUAUGUGACGUAUUGGACUGCACAGACGGGGUAACGUGUUCCAUGAGAUGAGUGUGUGCGAGUACCUUGGACUAAGGGGCAAUAUUCAUUAUAAUGCUUUCAUUUUACAUAGCGUCAUCCAUGCCAACAGCAUCCCAAAACGCUGGACGUUAAUUAUUUUUAAGGGCCAAAUCCCAUGUACGUCGUAGACUUUGUACGGCGCGAAAGAA